Dujonia railenensis is the source of this 1113-nucleotide messenger RNA. The record is from the annotation of a GenBank genome assembly. Lineage: Eukaryota; Fungi; Ascomycota; Pichiomycetes; Serinales; Debaryomycetaceae.
AUGUCUAACUCUGCUGCAGUUUCUAAUGGAAAUGGCACUGUUCCUUACUUCGAAAUUGAGAAUACUUCAAUCCCCACUGUUCCAAAGGACAGAAUUCUUGUGAAGACUGUUGCCUUUGCUAUCAAUCCCACUGAUUGGAAGCAUCUUGCCUACAAAAGAGGACCAAAGGGAGCUAUUGUAGGAUCGGAUUUGAGUGGAAUCAUCGAAGAAGUUGGAUCAGGAGUUUCUGGCUUUUCUAAAGGUGACAUUGUUGGUGCAUGGGCUCAUGGAGGAUAUGAGAAGGGCAUUGGGGCCUUUCAACAAUACGCAAUUGUCCAUCCUUCUCAAACAAUUAAGUUCCCUAAAUCCGAAAUCGAUGUGGAAAAGGUUGUUGCUGUUGGUGAUGCCCCACUGGGACCAAUUGACACCUUUGAAGGUGCUGCGUCCGUUCCUCUCGGCUUGUCUACCGUCGGGAUGUCAUUUGCCAAUCAGUUGAAAUUGAAGGUUGAAAAUAAGUCUAGUUAUGCAGACAAGUAUAUUUUGAUUUGGGGUGGUGCAACUGCAACUGGAAUUCUUGCUAUUCAAGUCGCUAAAGUGGUGUACGGUUUAAAGGUGAUAGCUGCUGCCUCAAAGAGGAAUAGCGACUUCUUGACUAGUCUUGGAGCUGACUUUGUCGUUGACUACAGUGAUGCUGAUGCCGUUGCUCAAAUCAAGAAGAUUGGAGCUGGAAAAAUUUACUAUGGUUUCGAUACUAUUUCCUACAAAACGACCUUCCAAGCUCUUUACGAUGCCACAUCUGAAACAGAUGGACCAGUAGUACUUGACAAUCUUUUAGGUUUAAAUGCCUCUAGUAUUGAAACUGAUGAAUCCAAAACUAACGUUAGGUACGGCUCUACUUUGGCUUACUUAGUUACUGGGGAGACUGUUAACAUUGGAAAGGGUCCAAUCCCUCCACCUAAGGAUUUGGUUAAAGAUUAUAAUCAAUUUUGGUUCAAAGUCUUACCUUCGUAUCUUCCUAAGUUGAAACAUUCAGGUUUAAAAGUUUUGAAGCCAGGAUUAGAGUCAGCAGCUGAAGGUCUUGCUUUACUGCAAGAGAAUAAGGUCAAAGCUCAGAAAAUUGUUUUCAGAGGAUGA